AUGACUCAAGACAUGGAAACGCAAGAGCAAUAUCAAUGUGGUGGCGCCCUUCCAGAUCUCCACUCUACCACUUAUAUAUACAAAGGUGUUGAGACGGAAGUCAGGCUGGUGGAGCAUCUGGAAAUCGUCAAAAAGGCACCGUAUUUGGAAUUCCUUGAGGUCGAGUUCGUCUCGAGCAAAUUAGCUGGACCGGAUGAUCUCCAGUUACCCGCGACAACACUACAUAACCUGCAUACCCUUGUGGUCAACGGCUCGAAUGUUUCUAUGUCCAUCAUACGCAACCUGAUCCUUCCGUCUCUGAGACGCCUGAUUUGUGGCCCUUUCGGACCUGCUAACUACCAAAACAUUAAGGGUCUUGUAGACAUGGUCAAACGGAACCGGCCACCUCUGGAAUACUUGGAGAUCUGUAACACCUCCGUGACCGAGUCGACUGAAGACAAAAUCGUUGCCCUUCUUCGACUCUUACCCGACUUGAAAGCUCUUCGCAUGGAGAAAGUCUAUGUCACACCCGAUCUGUUCAACAUAUUGUCCGUAAAAGACACGACAGAGAGUCGUAACGAGUCUCAGAGAGCCGGACAAAUACUGUGCCCCAAACUGAUGGAGUUCUAUCUCAGAAGGAACGGGUACCUCUGCAAUGGAGAGGGAAAGCAGAAGGAGUGCGUUGACUCCUUGUGCAAUAUGCUCGAGGAACGCUGUAAUGCGCUGGGAAUAGUUGGAUCUAUAGAAUAUCGGCCUAUUGAACCAUACCUCGUUGGUGAGAUCCUAUACUUCAGCGUCCCGUUCGUCGAUAUCGGUUGUAGGCAGAUGCGCAAGGCCCUUAGGACGACAAAACAGUUGCAUGUUCGAUUUAAGAAGCCGUUAACUGUUGAGAGCUAG
Molecule: messenger RNA, 876 nt
Organism: Fomitiporia mediterranea MF3/22
Lineage: Eukaryota; Fungi; Basidiomycota; Agaricomycetes; Hymenochaetales; Hymenochaetaceae
Exons: 4
Coding region: 1-876 (291 amino acids)
Source: RefSeq, a predicted model, not a curated record